CGCGAGGUACAAAUUUGGCGCGGAAAUCUAUGAAGUGAAGUUUUUGGAAAAUGAGUAAGAAAUCCGAAGAAGAAGCGUCUCAAGCGGUGUUGGCGUAUCUUACCAAACAGAACCGACCUUAUAGUGCAAUUGAUAUUUUCUCGAAUCUGCACAAAGAGUAUGGAAAAACGGCAGUACAAAGGAGUUUAGAAAAACUUGCUAGUGAAGGCACUAUCACUGAGAAGAUUAAUGGGAAGCAGAAGGCAUAUGCACCUAAACAGGACCAGUUUGGAGACUAUGAUGAAAAUGAGAUCAAGAAAAUUGAUUCACAAAUCAGUGCAUGCUCAGAGAAAUUGAAGAAGUUACAAGAAACAUUGAAAACUCAAGAGUCAGAGCUGCGCAAUGUUAACAGUACACUUACAACCAAAGAUGCCAAGGCCAAACUAUCAGAGCUCACUCAAAAGUGUGACAAAUACCAGGAAAGACUCAAGAAUAUUAAGUCCACAACAAAGCAUGUUACUCCAGAGGAAAAAGAUAAGAUCUAUAAGGAUCACAAGCAGUAUGUCCAGAUGUGGAAAAAGAGGAAGCGAUUGGCAACAGACAUUUUAAAUGGCAUUUUGGAAGGCUAUCCCAAACCCAAGAAACAGCUUAUUGAGGACAUUGGUAUUGAAACAGAUGAAGAGUAUGGUGCUGUAAUCCCAGGCUGUUAAAGGCUUUUUUCUAUAUGUAUUAAAUGAUUUAUUUUCUGAUGGCAGUCCAGGUCAAUAUGAUGAAUAUAUUUAGUCAGUGCGUAGUUUCUUCCAAUGCUUUACCUCACCCAGUGGCUGAUCAUAUCAUUCAGGCAGAAUAAUAUCAUAUAAAAUCUACCGUUAUCAAGUAUAUGGUGCAGUAAUACUUAAAGAGUUAAGGAUGGUACCCCGUUUAUUAGUGAAAACAACCCAAUACAGAGAACAGAAACCUUGCACACAACACUCCUUUGUAAAUACCUUUUAAUAAUUAAUAGGCAUUGUUAUUAGUGUAAUUAUUAUUCAUAGAACCUUGAUAUCUUACAUUGUUGUAAAAUAUUUUAUUUUGUGAAUUGAUCCCUUUUCAAUAUGAUUAGUUCUUUCUUUUACUCCCAAAAUGUUGGAAUCAUCAUCUUGUGAAUGGAUAGGUAUGCAUACUGUGUAAUAAUGUGUAUACCUGUACCCCACAAUAAAGAAAGGAUUUAUGUUAAUUGUAUACCAAAAAAAAUUUUAAAAAUUCCAAUUUCCUUGCAAAUUUUCCAAAAAUAAAAUUAAUAAUGCCAUUUCAACACCACCUUUCACCUCUUAAAUAAUUUGUACCAACAAAGUACAGUUAACCUUUAACAUUGUAUUUUUAUUGUGGAAAAACUACUCUUGAAAGUAAAGGAAAUAAUGUCAGUGUUCAAAUUACAUCUGUCUGAUUA
Messenger RNA from Pocillopora verrucosa, 1408 nucleotides. RefSeq names its product homologous-pairing protein 2 homolog. Lineage: Eukaryota; Metazoa; Cnidaria; Anthozoa; Scleractinia; Pocilloporidae. Gene Ontology annotation, biological process: meiotic joint molecule formation; meiotic strand invasion involved in reciprocal meiotic recombination; homologous chromosome pairing at meiosis. Gene Ontology annotation, cellular component: condensed nuclear chromosome; DNA recombinase auxiliary factor complex. The record is from RefSeq and is a predicted model, not a curated record. Gene Ontology annotation, molecular function: double-stranded DNA binding; recombinase activator activity.